This is a messenger RNA of Thrips palmi, 1266 nucleotides long. RefSeq names its product protein ALP1-like. The transcript is spliced from 3 exons. The record is from RefSeq and is a predicted model, not a curated record. Bases 1 to 1266 code for a protein of 421 amino acids. Lineage: Eukaryota; Metazoa; Arthropoda; Insecta; Thysanoptera; Thripidae.
AUGGCUGGUCGCUACCAUGUUUGGAAGAUGUGGAAACGUCUGCCACGUCGGCGUUGGUGGGUUCGGCCCGUGAAUCGACCGCGCGUGGCCCACGGCUUCUACAAUAACCUCUUCACUGAGCUGAUGACCACCGACCAUGAGGAAUUUUUUGACCUAUUCCGCAUGUCACCAGAACAAUUUAAUUUAUUGGUAAAUUUUGUUCAUCCCUUCCUUGAAAAACACAGCAUUCGGACUCCAUUACCAACUAAGCUUCGUCUUGCGGUGACUCUCAUGUUCUUUUCUCAAGGCAUUACAGCUAAACUCCAACAUGCUGAAUACCGUAUUGGACGAUCAACUGUGUUCCAAAUAAUCCACGAGACAAGCCGGGCAAUUUGGGAAGCACUGCAACCCACUGUUCUCAAAUUUCCUGACAAAGAAGAGUGGAAAAAAAUAGCGGAUGGUUUUCAGCAAAAGUGGCAGUUUCCUAAUUGCAUUAGUGCGAUGGAUGGAAAACACAUGCGAAUCAAGGCUCCUCCGAAUUCUGGAUCUAACUGGUACAAUUACAAAGGUUUUUUCAGCAUGGUUUUACUUGCUACCUGUGAUGCAAAUUACAAAUUUACUUGGAUUGACAUAGGUCAAUAUGGUUCAAUUAGUGAUGGUGGAGUUUGGUCCAACCCUGACUUAGCUGCAGACCUGGAAGCCAAUAGAAUGAAUCUCCCUGAUCCAACACCAUUGCAGGGAAUGAAUGUGCCAUUCCCUUACUUUUUUGUUGGUGAUGAAGCAUUUCCACUGACAAAAUACAUGAUGCGCCCAUAUCCAAAAAGAGAAUUGACAGAUGAAAAGCGCAUAUUUAAUUAUAGACUCUCUCGUGCCAGGCGGACCAUUGAAAAUAGUUUUGGAAUUUUGGCUGCUAGGUGGCUGCUUUUGCAAAAGCCACUUUCAAUGAGUCCUGAUAAUUUAGAAGCUGUUUUCAAGGCUUUAGUCUGUCUCCACAACUUUCUGAUGAUGUCAGAAGAAAUGAAGAAUGCUGCGGAUAGAAUGUAUGCUCCAGCUGAUUUUGUUGAUGUUGAGCGACCAGAUGGCACUGUCACAGAGGGGCGUUGGAGGGAAGUUAUUUCUCCCUACUUUCAAGACCUCGGCCGAGCUGGAGGAAACAGAUCUAAUCACAUUGCAGUCGGCAUGAGAGAUUACCUUCAAGCCUACAUCAACUCGGAGCUUGGCUACGAUCAAUGCCAAUGGCAAGCCCGAAGAGCAUUGCGGGGCCAUGAUUUGAACAUGGAGCAGUAA